CAAAUUUACCAUACAUACGACAACAACUUUCAGCGCUUUUGGGAAACACAAGCGGACCAGUGAAAUUUAUUUGUUGUGUAGUGUUUUUUACGUACUUUCUAUCGUUUUCGGAUGACUAUGUUCAUGUUAUUAGUAUCACGCCAGGUUAUAUUCUACCAUCAUCAUUUUGGAUAUGGACAUAUUUCACCUACUGUUUUAUGGAAUUUCAUUUCUGGGAGGUGUGUUUAGAUGUGAUAACUGUUGCAUUGUGCGGUAAAUUGAUUGAACCACUAUGGGGUCAGAUGGAAGUCAUGACUUUCUUUGCAAUUGUCAACAUCGGUGUAGCAAUGCUAAGUACACUUUUUUAUCUGUUUUUGUACAUGUGUACCAAUAAUCCCGAUGUACUUUUCAACAUACAUAUCCAUGGUUUAGCCGGUUACCUAGCCGGACUCACAGUAGCCGUGAAACAGAUUAUGCCUGAUCAUCCUAUUGUCAAAACACCCUUGGGCAAACUAAGCAAUAGGAACUUGCCUAUGUGCAUCUUCACUAUCUCGUUUUUGUUGCAUUUGAUUGGUCUUUUGGAAGGCACUAAUCCGACAAUGUUCCUGUCUGGGCUUCUAGUCAGUUGGACUUAUCUACGGUUUUAUCAGUCACAUACAAAUGGUACCCGAGGUGAUAUGGCUGACCACUUUACAUUUGCAAGUUUUUUCCCGAACGUUGUGCAGCCUCCGAUUGGUGUGAUGAGUAAUACAAUCUACAGUGGCUUUGUGCGCAUUGGAGUCUGUAGAAAAACAGUCCGCAAAUUCGAUCUGGCCUCUGCUCCAAGCGGGGUUACCAUCACUCUUCCCGGCAAUGAUCCACAGGACAUGGAGAGGAGAAGGCAACUUGCACUGAAAGCAUUGAGCGAACGACUGAGCAAAGCAGAGCACUCUUCUGGUCCCAAAUUGGCGACCAGAUCCAAACAGGAGACGGCCAUCUCGAUUCCAGUUGUACCACCCAUGCCGACGCCAAUGAUGCCUUCUACUGCUGCCAACACAACAAGUGUAAAUAUACCUGAUGCAGUCACAGCUAACACAUGAGACUGCCUCCCUGCUAGAAGCGCAUAGCAGCUAACAGACGGGACAACAUAGGUAGUAAACAAUGUGAACAAUAAUAUUAUCGAUGUGUGAAAACUAGUUGAAUCAGUUUAAACAUGACUAAAACUUGGUUCAGGUUUAGUUGAAACUAGUUUCAUCAGUUUAAACGUGACUAAAACUUGGUUCAGAUUUAGUUGAAUCUAGUUUCAUCAGUUUAAACGUGACUAAAACUUGGUUCCGGUUAGUUGAAACUUGUUGAAUCAGUCCAAACAUGACUAGAACUUCGUUCAGGUUAGUUGAAACGUGGUUUGAACUAGUUGAAAGCUUGUUAAAAGUCACUUGAAACCGGAUUAAACUAGUUUGUUUAAACCUUGUUCAAAUUACUUGAGUUGUUGAAAAACUAGUUCUUUGAAUUUUGGUUCAAACUAGUUGAAAACUCAUUAGUCACUCGAAACCGGGUUCAAACUAGUCAACACCUUGAUAAAACUUGUUUGAAUUACAAGAGUUGAAAACUAUUGAAUUUUGGCUCCAACUAGUUUAAAACUUAUUAACUCAGCAUAAACUGGAUUCAAACGGUCAAAACAUGAUUUAAACUAUCCUUAGCAGGAUAUUUCGUUGGGAUACAUUUGCUAAACUCCAUUAUUGUAUUUUUCGUAUCAGAAUAAAGAAAAGUAAAAAGUUGCAAGGUUUCUUAUUGCUCUAUAAAUUUAAGUUUUUUGAAACUUGGAAUUAUUCAUUUAAACCGGAUUUAAUUUGUAUGAUAAAACUCAUUACACCUAGUUAAAACCAGACUUAACUAAUUUUACAUGAUCUUAUGUGAGAUGAAUCUUCAGAAACAUUUUAUGGGAGCUAUUUCCACCAAUCUGAUAAUCUAAAUGAAUAAUUUAGUUUGAAAACUGGUUACAUCUAGUUCUAACAGGGUGUUGAAGAUUCAAAUUUUACAGAACUCUUCUUUCGCCUGAAUAAAUUAGAAGAAAAUAUGGUAGAUACUAUAUUGAUUCACAUUAUAUUCAAUGUGUGAUAAUUUAUAAAACUAGUUUUUAAAGUUAUAGGUUCCACAACCUAAAAACAUUACAUUUGAGUUGAAAAAUAUAAGUUGCUACACAAAUAAGUUGGAAAAAUCAACUUAGAAAUAUUAUCAUUAUUACUACAAACAAUAUUGUUUACAUUAAUUAUUUAGUCUACUCUUUGAUAAGUUCAUUUGGUUCACAUCGGAAUAAUUAGUCAAAAAUAUUUAUUUUCUGAUGAAUGUGAUCCCAUUUCAUGCAUAACCUAAUUAAUCUAUUUUCAUUUCCAACCCCCUAGCUAACAUAUUAAAACUAAAUAAUAAAUAAAACAAAAACUAAAAUAAUGACAACGUGUCAUGGAACCGUUUUUUAUAAAGAAAUGACAUUAUUGUUCUUAUCAACAAAUUCAACAAAAAUUAGAUUUGUCUCUCUCUAUCUUUUAUAAAAUAUAAGAAAAACAUACAGUUGAUAAAACAAUUAAGUAAGAGAGAAGUUGAAAUUUGAAAGAAUAUUAUGUACAUUGUAUUCUCAUAACCCCUUCAUGAAUAUUGAUUGUUAUUUUGGAAGUUCCUAAGAACGGGGUUUUUGUUACGAGGGAGUAACAUGAUAAUUUUGAAAAAGUGUGAAUAGUUAAUUUUAAUAAAUUCUCAUUUUUUUCUGCUACUGUAUAAUUGGGAGUCAAAUUUUAUUUUUUCAAAAUCAUUACUGUUUAAUUCCAAGUUAUGAAGUCAGACACAACUACUAUUCAUUCUUUCUUUUCAAUAUUCUUCUUUACUUUGUUAUGUGGAAUAAGUUGGAAUUAAUAAACACACUUCAAUAGUACGAUCUUUACUUUUACAUUACUGUUGACAGUUUAUUCCAUGUAAAAGAUUCUUCAUAAAUAAUUUCCUACUAUUUAUAGACUCAUUGAAUGAAAAAGACUAAGAAACUGUCAAAAAUAAAACAUUUUCUUCACAAUGUCUUAGUCUUUUUCAUUCAAUAUGAAUAAUUACCACAAAAUCAACUUCUCAACUACACAAAAAGUGAAAUUUAUAGACUUAUUUCACUUUUUAAUAAAUUUGUAUCAAUUUAUUUCUAUAAACUUUACCCAGAUUUCUUUGUGGUUCACAGAGAGAAGUAUAUUAUCAAGAUAAGUUAAGAGAUUUGCUCCUUUCAUUCCCAUUGGAAGGACUCAAACUCCGCUUCUCAAAAAGAUAUAAAAUAAGUUACUGGCGGUUCGGAACACACCUAAAAUAGGCUGUAGUCUCACUCAUUUCUCAUCAUCCUUCCAAUUGCCCUCGCACAAGCCUAAAGCUUACGUGGACAUCACCCACAGCAAAUGAAAUAUUUUUCUUGAUUCGCAUGAAUAUGGAAGUUUUAAGCCGUCUUCAAAAGUGUGGCAUCAAGGCAUCAUAAUACUCCAUGUAUUUACUGAUAUUCAUUGAAUUCGUCUAACGCAUUCAUGUACAGAACCUUCCAUUUACCUACUGUCUUCCCAUAACACUGUGAAUCAAUAUAUUCAAUAAUAUUACUCAUUACAAAAAUAUUUCUCAUAGUUUCGAGCAUAUUUUUGUAUAUGGAUUAUUUUAGUUCCUUGCCAUCGCCUUAAAACAAGAUUCAAUUCAGUAUCAUUUUUACAUCUUCAGUUUUGUCUUUAUUCAAGUUUAUUAACAUUUGGUCCGAUGAAAAACGGAAACCAAGUAUUUCUGCUAAUCCUAUUUUCUAAAUACCAUCUCUGGAAAUAACCAUUUAUCAAGGAUUAAAAUAAGAUUCAAUUCAGUAUCCUUUAUUACAUCUCCAGUUUUGUCGUUAUUCAAGUCUAUUAACAUUUGGUCUGAUGAAAAACGGAAACCAAGUGUUUCUGUUAAUCCUAUUUUUUAAAUACCACCUCUGAAAAUAACCAUUGAUCAAGGAUUUCAUUGAAUCGUUUUGUCAAUAAUCAAUACAUCAAGUAGUAAAUCAUGUAGGCAAGCGUUCAUACCUCCAAAAAUCAACUUUGGCUUUUAUAUAUUUUCUUUCAAUUUUUAUUCAUUGCAUUUUCCUCCAGUAAAAUAUCAAGUCAGAAAUUAUUAAGGCUUUUCGGUACACUUUUUUCCAUUAUUUAAAUUGGAUAAUCUUUUUCAAUAUAAUUGUUAAGAUCAUUAUAAGAGUGAGAAAAAGUGGCAACUGAAAUUUUUAAGUGGUCUAAUAAGCGAGUUAUGGGUUGAUGAAGUCCUAAAUUUACAUAUUCCGUUUUCUUUCCAGAUCAUAAACGGUUUCGACUAUAUUAUUCGAACUUCUCUUAAAAAUUCAAAAAAUGUAUCUUUCCAAACUAAAACAUUUUAUUCCCCAUAUCAUUCAUAAAUAAAAAGUAACAUUUUUUGUAAAUUCGAUAACUUGUUUAUUUUGGCAUUAAUUGCGAAAUACGCAUAUUAGAACAAAGCCAAUGAUAUUCUGAAUGUAUUAAAAAAAAACCCAAUGGAAAAUUCGAAACAGUUUAUGAUCUGGAAAGAAAACGGAGUUUAGCACUUCAACAACCCAUAACUCGCUUAUUAGACCACUUAAAAAUUUCAGUUGCCACUUUUUCUCUAUCUUAUAAUGAUCUUAACAAUUAUAUUGAAAAAGAUUAUUCAAUUUAAAUGAAAAUAAAAAGGUGAACUGAACAGUCUUAAGACAAAAAUUCGAUGUGUUAACAUUAUUUUAAUGCUUGAAAAUACAAAUUAUUCACUAACUGGUUAGUACACAUCCGGUCUUGCUAAUUCAAUAAAACAUGGCGAAACGAUAGUCACUACAAACCAGAUAGUAAUUUCUUCUUUUGAAUUUAAAAAAUUGUGAAUUACAUUAUUUAUUGCAGAAAUCAAUUACACCGUAACAAAUGUGAUCUAACAUCCAAAAUUAUAUUAUUGUUUCAUACAACGAUCUGCGUGUAUUUCAACAUUGUUACUGCUAUAUAGUAAUGAAUAAUUAUAUUAUUAAUUUAUUAUAUUCCUAAGACGUUCCAAUCCUUUUGACAAGACAUACACGUUGAUUGUUUUUCGUUUAAGUCUUGCUGUUAAAAAUCUAAUAAUAAUUUCAUUAUCUACUGUUAUAAAUCUUGAAUAAGUGUGUAAACUUGUAAGAGAAUGAUAUAAUAAGGUUAAUAACUAGUGUUUAUAUGUGUAAAUAAUUUAUUUCUUGAUAUUUUGUUAUAAUAAAAAAUGAUAAAAGUA
Nilaparvata lugens (brown planthopper) is the source of this 5229-nucleotide messenger RNA. Its product is annotated as transmembrane protein 115. The coding region runs from base 198 to 1058 and encodes 286 amino acids. The record is from RefSeq and is a predicted model, not a curated record. Lineage: Eukaryota; Metazoa; Arthropoda; Insecta; Hemiptera; Delphacidae. Gene Ontology annotation, biological process: retrograde vesicle-mediated transport, Golgi to endoplasmic reticulum. The transcript is spliced from 3 exons. Gene Ontology annotation, cellular component: membrane; Golgi apparatus.